AUGAUGCAAGCCAAGAAGAUCAAGUACGACGUCAUCGGACUGACCGAGACGAGACGACGCCACCCUCUCAACGCCGUAUAUGAAACUGGGGAAGAACUGUUCUUAGGAACAUGCGACAGUAGAGGUGUUGGUGGAGUCGGCGUCCUCGUCAACAUGAGUACGGCAAAGAACAUCGACUCUUUCGAAAAACUUACGACCCGAAGCGGACGUCUGUGGAUGAGAAGAUGUGGUCCAACACCAGCUUUGAUUAUCUUCGUCGGUUACGCUCCAACAUCAAGCUACCAAGAAGAAAAAGUCGAAGCUUUCUAUAUGGGGUUGGAGAAGUUCUGCCAAGAAGAUCAUGCCUUCUACAAGAUCAUAAUUUCAAAGCUAAAGUUCUGCUUGACGGACGUCGCUGUUGUGCCAAAGUUCUAUACGGGAUCAGACCAUCGCCUCCUCCGAGGAAGAUUUCCCUUCACAAGGAGAGAAGAGAAAGCCGCCAAGUUCAGAGAGAGAAAUCCCAGGACUAUCAUCAACUGGGAUCUCUUCGCUACGCUAGCCGGCUUUUGGGAAGAUUCCGCAAUGGACAACAUCGACGAGGAAUAUGACCGUCUCGUUGAACACCUUCACGACUGCACGAAGAAGGCUGAGAGUUUUAAAACCAUCAAGAGACGCCUGUCUCUUGAAACUCUUGAGCUGAUAUGCCAGCGUGGAGCAGCACGAGCCGCAGGGAGCCAAGAACUCACGUCCGAGCUCGCGAGAGUUUGCAAGCAGGUGAUAAAGGAAGACCUUAAGGAGAGAAGGGUGAAAGUGCUGGCUGAAGCUGCAGAGACGGGGAAAAGCAUCCGCUAUGCCCGUCGAGACUUCGCCAGUUGCAAGACGAGAAUGACUGCUCUCCGGAACACGAAGGGAACAACCACUGCAUUGAGAAGGGGAAUGGAGAAAAUCAUCUACGACUUCUACUCUGAUCUCUUCGACAGCCAUAGGUUCUCCGAAAUAGGAUAUGCUAUCAUGUCAGUAAGAAAUCGUACGGCACCCAGUCCCGACAGAAUAAGACCAGAACACCUGAAGAACCUUCCGCCAGUACUCUUUACACGUUACCUGUCGGAAUGCAAGGUUCCUAAACAGUGGAAGAGCAGCAAGACCGUGUUGUUGUAUAAAAAGGGAGAUCCACAUGACAUCGGCAACUAUCGUCCAAUCUGCUUACUGUCCGUCAUGUACAAGCUCUUUACAAGAGUGAUCCUUAAUAGGAUUGAAAAAGUCUUGGAUGAAGGACAGCCAUGCGAGCAAGCAGGGUUUCGAGAAGGAUUCAGCACGAUUGACAACAUUCACACUGCUUCGAAACUCAUCGAGGUAUCACGAGAGUACAAGAUGCCGCUCUGUCUCACCUUCAUGGACUUGAAGAAGGCCUUCGACAGUUGA
Messenger RNA from Necator americanus (New World hookworm), 1401 nucleotides. RefSeq lists its product as uncharacterized. The transcript has 3 exons. The record is from RefSeq and is a predicted model, not a curated record. Bases 1 to 1401 code for a protein of 466 amino acids. Lineage: Eukaryota; Metazoa; Nematoda; Chromadorea; Rhabditida; Ancylostomatidae.